AUCCAAACAAGCCUAAAUCUAAACAAAAUUUAAGAGAGGAAGAGGGAGAUUGAGAGGGAGAAGACCGACGACGACCACGACGACGACGGAGGCGGCAGUUUUUUCCGUCCUGAAAUCUGACUCUAUCGGUUAAGGGAUUGAGGCAGCAGAAUAAGGGGGUAUAUUAUAAAGCCAUGGAAGAUACGUUGGGUUCAACUAGUUCUUCAACAGCAAUCAACUCUUCCAAUAUAGGAUUUCAGCUAUUGAAGAAGCAUGGUUGGAAAGAAGGCACCGGUCUUGGGGUCUCUGAGCAGGGUAGAUUAGAGCCUGUAGAAACAUAUGUGAAGAAUAAUAAGCGAGGUUUGGGAGCAGAUAAAGCGAAGAAAAAGGCUGUCAAACCUGUUCAUACUGAUGAUGGUUCUAGGGAAAAUAAUAAGCAGGAAACUAAGAAGAAAACCAAAGCACUUUCUAAACGGAUUAGAAAGAUGGAGGAGUUUGAGAAGAAGAUGCAAGAGAAGGAAUUUGAGCGUGCUUUCUUCAGGGAGUUCUGGCCAGAAAAUGUAUAAUUGAUAAUAAGGUGUAUCACACCAUUAUAUGUCAUCGUUACCUCCUGCAUUUACCAUCGAAUACUGUAGAUUAGUUCAGAGUUUGUGCAAAUUGGAUCUUCAAGCAUUUUCACAACAUACAGGAGUUCAGAAGCCUUUGCAAGACAAAAGGAGUUACAGCAUAUUUUAACUGUAAAUAAUAAACUUUUCUUUAAUUAUUUUUUGUAAAAUUGAUAAAAUAUGUAAAGGCUGAGGGUACUUAACGUUUUUUUUUUGGUCAAAGGGUACUUAACGUUAACCCACCUCUAAAGAGUAAAAAUGCUCCCAAUUGGAUUUUUUUCGAAUUAGUGUUUCACCCCAACACCCCUAGUCCCCUAUGGCCCUAUUCCUAUGUCCCUCUGAUAGGUAAAAUCUUGAAAGCAUUGGGUUCGUGCUACAGAAUGUUGCCAACAAAAAAAAGCAUUGGGUUCGUGCUACAGAAUGUUGCCAUCAAACACUUUU
Arachis stenosperma is the source of this 1025-nucleotide messenger RNA. RefSeq lists its product as uncharacterized. Lineage: Eukaryota; Viridiplantae; Streptophyta; Magnoliopsida; Fabales; Fabaceae. Gene Ontology annotation, molecular function: nucleic acid binding. Bases 174 to 545 code for a protein of 123 amino acids. The record is from RefSeq and is a predicted model, not a curated record. The transcript has 5 exons.